AUGGAAGAAGAGGAGGAUGGUGGGGUGGAAGAGGCUAUGGUGGACGUGGAUGGGGCGGAAGAUAUGGCGGAGGUUGGGGACGGCAUGGACAUGGAGGUUGGUUCGGAAGAGGAGGAUGGGGAGGUGAGUUUUUAGUU
Messenger RNA from Cylicostephanus goldi, 137 nucleotides. The record is from the annotation of a GenBank genome assembly. Lineage: Eukaryota; Metazoa; Nematoda; Chromadorea; Rhabditida; Strongylidae.